AACCAUAGCCCAUUAAUGAGUUUUGGAGCCAGUUUCGUCAGUUUUUUGAAUGCCAUGAUGACGUUUGAAGAAGAGAAAAUGCAGCUGGCAUGUGAUGACUUAAAGGCUACAGAGAAACUUUGUGAAAGUGAAGAAGCUGGAGUUAUAGAAACAAUCAAGAAUAAGAUUAAAAAGAAUGUUGAUGGACGAAAAUCCACUCUGUCCAUGAUAGAUCGUCUACAAAGACAAAUAAUUGUAGCAGACUGUCAAGUCUACUUGGCUGUGCUCUCAUUUGUAAAACAAGAGUUAUCAGCAUAUAUAAAAGGUGGGUGGAUACUCCGAAAAGCUUGGAAAAUUUACAAUAAGUGCUAUACGGACAUUAAUACACUUCAGGAAAUAUAUCAGAAGAAAACAACUCAGGAAUCCUUGACUUCUGAUGCUGCAAAUGAUAAUCAUAUUGCUGCAGAAGGUGUAACGGAGGAUUCGCUAAACAGACUGAAAGGUGCUGUUAGCUUUGGAUAUGGACUUUUUCACCUUUGCAUAUCCAUGGUGCCCCCAAACCUGCUCAAAAUCAUCAACCUGCUGGGUUUUCCUGGAGACCGCCUACAGGGGCUUUCCUCACUGAUGUAUGCAAGUGAAAGUAAGGACAUGAAGGCCCCUUUAGCUACAUUAGCUCUGUUGUGGUACCACACAGUUGUUCGUCCCUUUUUUGCCCUUGAUGGCAGCGAUAACAAGGCAGGCUUGAAAGAGGCAAAAGAAAUUCUUGCAAAAAAGGAAUCUGCUUAUCCAAAUUCCUCUCUGUUCAUGUUCUUCAAGGGAAGAAUACAGCGAUUAGAGUGUCAAAUCAAUAGUGCCUUGACCUCGUUUCAUACCGCUUUGGAACUUGCAACAGACCAAAGGGAGAUUCAACAUGUCUGCCUAUAUGAAAUAGGUUGGUGCAGCAUGAUAGAGAUGAAUUUCAAAGAUGCGUUUGAAUCCUUUGAAAGGCUUAAAAACGAAUCCAGGUGGUCCCAGUGCUACUAUGCUUAUUUAACAGCAGUGUGUCAAGGAGCCACUGGUGAUGUCAAUGGUGCUCAGAAUGUGUUCAAGGAAGUUCAGAAGCUUUUCAAAAGAAAAAACAAUCAGAUUGAACAAUUUUCAGUGAAAAAGGCAGAUAGAUUUAGAAAACAAAUGCCAACCAAAGAGCUCUGUGUCCUGGCAUCCAUUGAAGUACUGUACUUAUGGAAAGCCCUUCCAAACUGUUCCCUAUCGAACUUACAGCAUAUGAGCCAAGCUUGUCAGGAUGUUGAUGACUCAUCGGCUGUUGGUUUGAGGAAUUUGCUUCUUGGUGCCAUACACAAAUGCUUAGGAAAUUCUGAAGAUGCUGUUCAGUUCUUUCAGCGAGCUGCUAAAGAUGAACUGUGCCGUCAGAACAACUUAUACAUCCAGCCAUAUGCUUGCUAUGAACUUGGCUGUCUUCUGUUAGACAAUCCAGAGACUGUGCCAAGAGGCAAAACCUUACUUCUCCAAGCCAAGGAGGAAUUUACUGGCUAUGACUUUGAGAACAGAUUGCACGUCCGCAUACACGCAGCCUUAGCCUCUCUAAGGGAAGUAGUUCCACAGUGAUGGACAGGACGUCUUGUUAUCCUUUCCCACAGUUUCUGCACUUUAAGAUGAAGCAGAAGAAAAAGCUGUUGGGAAGACCAGCUUUUCUUCUGAAAACCACUUGUGCCAGAGACACUUUCCUAGUAUGGUCAGAGUUGGUGUGGCUUAGUGUAAAACAUUACAAUUUUAACUAAAAGUAGAUCAACCAGAAAGAAGGUUAAGUGACCUUGUGUUUUUAACUCUUCAGUUUUUAUUUUGUUUAAACCAAGCUGAACAUGAUUACUUGUAACUCUGUGGGUGAGCCUAAAUAAGCACACAUGAUUUACUUUGACAAUAUUGGCAGGUGUGAUUUUAAAAUAAUCUGGAUCUAAAAUAUGCCAAGAGGAGCACUUCUGUUUUCAUUAUAAUAAUACAAUAAAAGUAAUUGGUGUAAAUGCUGAA
Molecule: messenger RNA, 2004 nt
Organism: Phaethon lepturus (White-tailed tropicbird)
Lineage: Eukaryota; Metazoa; Chordata; Aves; Phaethontiformes; Phaethontidae
Gene: TTC39C
Product: tetratricopeptide repeat domain 39C
Exons: 13
Coding region: 16-1584 (522 amino acids)
Biological process (GO): otolith morphogenesis; cilium assembly
Molecular function (GO): protein binding
Source: RefSeq, a predicted model, not a curated record